Messenger RNA from Soboliphyme baturini, 543 nucleotides. NCBI's taxonomy places the organism in Eukaryota, Metazoa, Nematoda, Enoplea, Dioctophymatida, Soboliphymatidae. The record is from the annotation of a GenBank genome assembly.
UUGGGUGAACGUCGACCUGCUUUUUUAAAACUUUACUACUUUUCUGUCGUAGAAUGGAAAACGCACGGCAGCGAGUACUACGAGUGCUCGAGAUAUAAGGAGAACCCGAACAUCGCCAACGAAACGGUCCACGUGAAAGCGCGGGUGGCACUCGAAAAGUAUCUUUUCUAUUACGAACGAUGGGAAAAUCACCGGAAGAGCUUGAAGCUUGAACAGCAGCUUUUCGCCCGAAUCCGACAGCGAAUCGAAGAGAAGGUGAACAAGCACCAAGGUACGUGGAUCGAUUGGCAGUACCUGUACGAUGCCGCGUCGUUGCUGACCAAGUGUCGAUACACUCUUCAGUACACCUAUCCGUAUGCGUACUACAUGGCUUCAGGGCCGAGGAAGGAGUUGUUUGAGUAUCAACAGGCACAGUUGGAGCACGAGAUCGAAAACCUGUCAUGGCAAGUUGAGAGAUCCGAAACGACUGACAGAGGGGUAAUGGAAAAUCAAAUGUACGUAGCUGAGACGAAACGCAGGACUCUGCUCAAGGAUUUCGCCUGA